UGCAGCGAUGCCACGCAGGCAUUUUUUAUCAGCCAAUAACAGAGCAGGUGGGCGGGUUCAGAGACGUCUUCGUAGCUGAGGAGAAACAAUGGCCCAACAGCAUCAUGGUUACCGGGCUACCAAACAGAGAGCUCGUACAGCUCCUCCAGGAGAUCCCCUUCUUUUUGAGGACACCAGUUCUGGGGUCCCACCCAUUAACAACCAGAGCUACUAUGAAUCUGGUUAUAAUAUGAACCCUGGUAUAUCUGGUGGCCAAGGGGCUGGUGGAGUGAAUAACAUAUUUGCAGAUCCAAUGGCCAAUGCAGCUAUGAUGUAUGGAUCCUCACUUGCAAACCAAGGCAAAGAUAUAGUAAACAAAGAGAUCAGUCGAUUUAUGUCUGUGAACAAGCUGAAGUAUUUCUUUGCAGUUGACAGCAAAUAUGUCAUAAAGAAGUUAUUGCUUCUGUUGUUCCCCUAUACACAUCAGGACUGGGAGGUUCGGUACCACAGGGACUCUCCACUCCCUCCUCGCCAUGAUGUCAAUGCUCCAGAUCUUUACAUACCAACAAUGGCAUUCAUCACCUAUAUUUUGCUGGCAGGAAUGGCUUUAGGAAUCCAGAAACGCUUUAGCCCGGAGGUCCUUGGUUUGUGUGCAAGCACUGCUCUGGUUUGGGUCAUCAUUGAGGUUCUUGUAAUGUUGCUGAGUCUGUACCUGCUCACAGUGCAUACUGAUCUUUCAACCUUCGACCUUGUUGCCUACAGUGGAUACAAAUAUGUUGGAAUGAUCUUCACUGUUCUUUGUGGACUUCUGUUUGGCAGUGAUGGUUACUUUGUUGCUCUCGCCUGGUGCUCAUGUGCCCUCAUGUUUUUCAUCGUCCGUUCUCUCAAAAUGAAGAUCCUUUCUUCACUGUCUUCAGAUGCAAUAGGUGCAGGAGCAAACACCAAACCCCGUCUAGGCAUGUACAUCACCGUGGCUUCUGCUGUCUUUCAGCCAAUCAUUAUCUACUGGCUGACCGCUCAUUUGGUCAGAUGACCAGGCAGAAAGAUUCACAUGGAGGAAAAGAACUUUAAAGCAGUGACUGUUGUCUAAAAAAUAAAAUCAUGACUCCAUAGCUUUCUUUGCCAUUUCAACCUGGAUACAUGGCCUGCCAGUAAUCAUAAUUUUUCCUGGGUUUAGGAACAUGCCAUGGAUUUAUAAUUAUCAUUGAAACUGUCAUCUUUUGAAAAGAUUUCCAGAAAUUUCUUAAAUUUUUUCAGUUUCAGAAUUUUACAUUUUAAGUAUUAAUUGUUUUUUUUUCUGACUUUUAAAUGUUAAGGAACAAAAUAUCACUUCUCAUUUAAGCUGAAUUGUUCAGUUUACCCGGUGUCUCUUACGCCCAGCGAGAUUUUGUGUGGUAUAGUGUAAUUGUGUUAAACACACUCAGCUGAGGCAAUGUGCCCUUUUUUUAUUUAUCUGUGCAUCAACAACAGUGCUUUUUCUUACAGUUGAAUAAAUGGUCAGAUAAAUUUUAA
This is a messenger RNA of Tachysurus vachellii, 1491 nucleotides long. It is a transcript of the gene yif1a, whose product is annotated as Yip1 interacting factor homolog A (S. cerevisiae). The record is from RefSeq and is a predicted model, not a curated record. Gene Ontology annotation, cellular component: endoplasmic reticulum membrane; COPII-coated ER to Golgi transport vesicle; endoplasmic reticulum-Golgi intermediate compartment. The transcript is spliced from 9 exons. The coding region runs from base 89 to 1012 and encodes 307 amino acids. Gene Ontology annotation, biological process: endoplasmic reticulum to Golgi vesicle-mediated transport. NCBI's taxonomy places the organism in Eukaryota, Metazoa, Chordata, Actinopteri, Siluriformes, Bagridae.